UGGCCUAAAAUAUACUAAUUCGAGGACCAAAACAUUGCUUCACUUAUAUCCUUCUUUCUUUCUUCCACCCUUCUGCAGUGACCCUAACCAACCACCACACCACCAACAAUCCGCCACGUCCUCCCACCACCACCAUCUCUGCCGCGCGCGCCGCCCACGCCAGUCAGUCACUAGUACCACCAAUCCAACCUCCAUUUCUCCUCUAGUUCUUCUCUCUCUGAUGAUUUUUCAUUGAGGAAAAAGGAAAAACAAGAUUUAAGAAGAAAAGAAAAGACACGAUGGAACAGAAAGAAUUGAACCUUCUGAAUGAAUCAUUAGGGUUUAACAACAACAACAACAACCUCUAUGGUCAAUUCGUGCUUGUUGAAGACACUGUUGAUACAAGCGCUGCUUUCGUUCUUCACCAUAUCUUCAAACGCUCUUUCUCUUCUCACCCUUCUUCAUCUGUUAUCUUCCUCGCACUCUCUCAUCCUUUCUCCCACUACGAUCGCGUUCUCAGAAAAAUUGGCUGUAACUUGGCUGCUCAAAGAGAUAAUAAUAAAUUCUUUUUCAUUGACAUGCUUAUGUUGCAGUUUCAAGGUGAGAAAAUCAGAUGAAGGGAAACCCAAUCACAACGGUUUUGCUGCUGUAUUUGAGAAAAUAGAAAGCGUGAUCAAGGCACUACCUCAAGACAACAUGAAAUUUGCCACUAUAAUGAUAGAUGAUAUCUCUUUUCUUCAAGUUGCUGCUAAUGGCUCUUCAAAUGAUGUUUUAGACUUCCUGCACUAUUGCUAUACACUAACGUCAGAAUAUGGUUGUGCAUUCAUUGCACUUGACCAUAAGGAUAUUUAUUUGAAUGAAGAGAAGCCAGCUAUUAUCUUAGAGAUGGAGUACCUUGCUGACAUUUUGGUCAAGGCUGAACCAUUGGCCACUGGUUUGGCAAAAGACGUGCAUGGACAGUUGAUGGUGUUGCAUAAACAAACACAACAUGGAAUUGCACCUGUGAAGAUUCACAAUUUUCAUUACAAGAUCAAGGAAAAUAGCAUCGAGUGUUUUUAUCCUGGCACAAAAAUCUAAUGCUAUCAAAAUGCUUGUACCUGUGUAAUCUUGAAAAGUGAGAAUGAUAGCACAUCUUUUUUGUUGCCGUUCAUUGCAUUUGGAAAAUUUUUAUCCUCAAUUUUCAAUUAGUAACAUUAAUUUUAGCACAAUCUUUUCAGAUUCAUUCAAUAACAUUUUACAGGUUUGGUCUCC
This is a messenger RNA of Medicago truncatula (barrel medic), 1230 nucleotides long. RefSeq names its product elongator complex protein 6. The record is from RefSeq and is a predicted model, not a curated record. Gene Ontology annotation, biological process: tRNA wobble uridine modification. The transcript is spliced from 6 exons. Gene Ontology annotation, cellular component: elongator holoenzyme complex. Lineage: Eukaryota; Viridiplantae; Streptophyta; Magnoliopsida; Fabales; Fabaceae. Bases 346 to 1056 code for a protein of 236 amino acids.